Lepisosteus oculatus (spotted gar) is the source of this 7815-nucleotide messenger RNA. Lineage: Eukaryota; Metazoa; Chordata; Actinopteri; Semionotiformes; Lepisosteidae. The record is from RefSeq and is a predicted model, not a curated record.
CAUUAGAGGCAGAGUGAAGAAAGGGGAGGGUACUACUUUGUCACAGACUGCUAUGCAGAUUAACCUUUCAAUUAGUUGUUAUCAGGUCCUUCUGCCUCAGCGCGAGCUGUCGCGUGCGUCCAUUUAUUAAAUAAAAGAACGCCUUUGGAAUUCCCGGUUUUUAUUUAUUUCUCCUUCAUCGUUUAAUUACCGCAUUUAUGGGGAGAAGAGAGGAGAACCCCGAGCAAACUUAAAAAAGGUUUCCGUCGAGUUUUCCGAGCCCAAACCAUUAAGGAUUUGUCUUCAGAUGAACCGUGCUCGGCUGUUCACUUCCCUGCUGUUCCAAGGAUUUACAGUCAUGAUGCCACGUGCUGCACCGCCACAUUUCAUUCCAAAGUCCCUUUGGAGCUAUGGAUGCAUUUAACGCGUUUCAAGAAUAACGGGAAAUCUCUAUGGAUCGCUCUGUUCUGAAACAAAUUCUUCAACCAUGGUGAAACUGGCCAACCCUCUGUACACAGAGUGGAUUCUCGAGGCGAUACAGAAGGUUAAGAGGCAGAAGCAGAGGCCGUCCGAAGAGAGGAUUUGCCAUGCCGUGGCCGCCACGCACGGGCUCGACAAGCAGACUGUUCUCGAGCAGUUGGAAUUAAGCGUCCACGAUGGCUCCAUCCUCAAGGUCACAAACAAGGGUUGCACGUCUUACAAGGACCCGGACAACCCGGGCCGGAUUUCCGCGGUCAAAUCUGGAGCUACUCCCGGAUCCGUCGACCCCUCCGGCGACCUCCGCCAUGUCGACUGGAAUAGGAUCCUGAAGAGGGCCAUCGAAGGCCUGGACGAUCCCGGCGGCUCGUCUCUGAAGAACAUCGAGAGGUACCUGCGGAGCCAGGCCGACCUGGCCGGCGUCGUCGGCCACCCCGUGUUCCAGCAGCGCUUCCGCUUGGCGGCCAAGCGGGCCGUCAACAACGGGCGGCUGCUGAAGGACGGGCCGCUGUACAGGAUGAACUACGGGGGAGCGGAAGGAAAGGGGCCCCCGAGAUACGCCAGUUCUUCCAUAGCGUGUCUCCCGCCCGUGACCCUCCUCCCACACGAGAGAGACCAGCCCCGUGCUGACCCCAUCCCGAUUUGCAGUUUCUGUCUGGGCACGAAGGAGUCGAAUCGCGAGAAGAGGCCCGAGGAGCUCCUGUCCUGUGCGGACUGUGGCAGCAGUGGGCACCCAUCGUGUCUGAAGUUCUCGCCCGAGCUGACUGCAAACGUGAAGGCAUUGCGAUGGCAGUGUAUCGAGUGCAAGACCUGCAGUUCCUGUCGGGUUCAGGGGAAAAACGCUGAAGACAUGCUGUUUUGCGAUUCCUGUGAUCGCGGGUUCCAUAUGGAGUGCUGUGACCCCCCACUUUCAAGAAUGCCAAAAGGUCUGUGGGUCUGUCAGGUCUGCAGGCCGGAGGACAAGGGGAAAAGGCUGCUGCACAAAAGAGCCGCCCAGAUCAAACGGAGAUACGCCAAGCCAAUAGGAAGACCCAAAAAUAAGCUCAAACAGCGAACAAUGUCUGUAACCAGCGCAGAAGGAACCCUGAUUGCACUGGCGGGCAGGGGGUCACCUGGUAGGGGUCAAAAGAUUAAAGUCUGUACCACACCUCCAUCUGGUCAUGCCGCAUCCGUGAAGAACACGAGCAGCAGAUUGGCUGUCACAGACCCCUCUUGGGUGGCCGUCUCCACCUCCUCCUCCUCCACCACCACCACCUCCUUCUCCUCCUCCUCCACUCCUCUCCCGCCCACAUCCUCCUCCACCUGUCCUCUCCCCGUUAACAAGACCACCAGGGGCCUCAUCGACGGCCUCUCGAAAUUUUUCACGCCGUCGCCCGUCGGCCGCAGGUCGCGGGCCGAAACGGCAGACCUCCCAAAGCACUGCCGGCCGAGGAAAAAGGGCCUCCAGAAACUGUUGUGCACUCCUCGCUCGGGCGCCACGGCGACCGGUACCUCUCCCCAGCUCACCCCCCCGCCCGCCGCGCUCCCGUCCCCUCCUCCGCGACCCGGACAGAGCCCCGGUUCCCAGAAGUCCGGCAGCAGCUCCGCCUCCGCAAACUCCCCCCAGAGCUCCUCCAGCCAGUCUAGCGCGCCUUCCCUUAGCAGCCUCUCCAGUAACAACCAGCUCAAGGGGCUGUUUGACGGACUCUCGCACAUCUUUGCCGCUCAGGGACAGUCGCGGAAAAAGGCGCACCCGAGCUACGCUCCGCCCGGGCGCGUGCGGCGCGAGCCGGAUUUGUCUUCCUGCCCCCAGCUCCACGGGAAGAAAGAACUGAACAGUAGGCUAGUCUCCCACUCCGCCCCCGCCCCCGGGUGGGGGGUACCCAGAGGAUGCACUUUUAAGGCAGUGGUUCAUUUCAAACGAACUUCCUUCCUCAGAAAGCACAGGAUGCUAGGCAGAUUAAAAUAUAAAGUGACCCCUCAAAAGGGGACCCCCUCACCAGGGAAGGGGAGCUUGGCAGCCGGAAGAAUUAAGCCCGAUCAGCAUCAUGAGGUGGAAGGCACGAAGAACCUGAGGCAGGAGGCCCCGGACGCGGGGGUGGCAGCGGCGCGGGAGCACGUCACGGAAGAGGACUUGGAGAUGUUCAAGCAAGCCCAGGAGCUCUCGGUGCAGAACACCAGCUACUCAGGCGGUGCCGACUGUGGCCGCUACCCAGCGGUUAUCGAGUUUGGGAAGUAUGAAAUCCAGACCUGGUACUCCUCGCCUUAUCCGCCUGAAUACUCGAGAUUACAAAAGCUUUACCUGUGUGAGUUCUGCCUCAAGUACAUGAAGAGCAAACACAUUCUCCAGCACCACUCGAAGAAGUGUGGGUGGUUUCACCCACCUGCCAAUGAAAUCUACAGGAAGAACAACAUCUCUGUGUUUGAGGUUGAUGGCAAUGUCAGCAAGAUUUUCUGCCAAAACCUCUGCCUGUUAGCCAAGCUGUUUCUUGACCACAAGACUCUAUACUACGAUGUUGAGCCGUUCCUCUUCUACAUCCUCACUAAAAACGAUGAAAAGGGCUGUCACCUGGUCGGAUACUUCUCCAAGGAAAAGCUUUGCCAGCAGAAGUACAAUGUCUCCUGCAUAAUGAUUAUGCCUCAAUACCAAAGGCAAGGAUUCGGCAGGUUUCUUAUCGAUUUCAGUUACUUGCUCUCUCGGCAAGAAGGACAGGCGGGGUCUCCGGAGAAGCCCCUGUCAGACCUGGGCCGCUUGUCAUAUCUGGCUUACUGGAAGAGCGUCAUAUUGGAGUACCUGUACCACCACCGGCACGCCCGGAUCAGCAUCAAAGGAGUAAGCAGAGCGACGGGGAUGUGUCCCCACGACAUCGCAACAACCCUGCAGCACCUCAAUAUGAUCGACCAGCAGGACGGCAGGUUCGUAAUUGUCCGAAGGGAGAAGGUGAUCCAGAAUCACGUGGAGAGGCUGCGGGCCAGACCCCGGCUGAACGAAGUGGAUCCGGAAUGCCUGCGGUGGACGCCCGUCGUGCCUCCCAGCGCUGCCGUCUCCGAGGAGGAACGGGAAGCGGAACUGGAAGCUGAGCGCCUCAUGGAACGGGCUAGUUGCUGGGAGAAGGAGGAGAAGGAAGCCUACGCCGUCGCGCACACCGGCAGGCAGCAGGCCGCCAAGGUCCCGGGCCGGGCUCCAGGCCGCCAGCCUCCUGGCAGGCCCUCCGCCGCCUCCGAGUGGCCGGCGCCGGAGACCGAAGAAGGCAGCGAGGAGGAAGACGAGGAGGACGAGGACGAGGGCGGCGAUGCUGCGCCUCCCAUACUGACAAAAGCACACAGCGUGCUUGGCUUUAAGAGGAAGAGGGCCCCUGUCCCCAAGAGGAAGAGAGGGCGAAAGCGCCGCAGGGUCAACGGCAGCGUCACCACGGAGACCAUCUCCGAGACCACGGAGGUCCUGGACGAGCCCUUCGAGAACUCGGACGAGGAGCGGCCCAUGCCCCUCCUGGAGCCCACCUGCGAGGUGGCCGAGGAGCAGCCUGUGAGGAAGGCGGCCCUGCGCCGCCGCAGCAGCUGGCAGAGGGGUGGGAAAGCUGAGGAGAGCGACGACCGUGGAUACAGAACGGAUCCUGGAGAGGAGAAGAUGAAAGGCUCUAGAGGGCUGGUGCAAAAGGAAGACAGUCCUCAGCCCGUGAAGCGUAAGAAGGGCUGGCCGAAAGGGGUGAAGCGUGGGCCCCCCAAGUGGAGACUCAAGAAGGAGAGAAAGAUGGGGUUCAAGCUGAACCUCUACACGCCCCCAGAAACCCCGAUGGAGGCGGACCACCAGAUUCUGGCAGAAGAAACCAAGGAAGCCCAGGACAAGACUCCCCCCAUAACAGAGGAGGAGAGCGAGCCCUGCAAAGAGAUGGAGCCACUGGACACAGACCUCGAGAAGCUGCUCGCCGAGUCGCAGAGUCCCGAAGAGCUGCUCCCGAAGAAGCAGGAAGACUUUUUCGAUAAGCUGGGCUCUCCAGAAGACGCCUACAGCCACGACGAAGGCCAUGAAGACCCUGACCACGCGGACGACGACCACGAGGAAAGUGAAAACGCAGUUGAGGAGCAGCAGUGCGCUGAGCGUGCGGAAGAGCAUGAGGAAGAUGACGACGAAGAGGAGGAGCCUGUGCAUAAUGAGGAUCACGAUGCAGAUGAUGAAGAUGAUGGCCAUGUAGAUUCCACUGAGCUGGAAAAGGAGGAGAGCAGCGUGGAGACGUUGAAAGUGCAGGUCGAGUUUCAAGAAACUUUUUUAGAUGCGAAUGCUUCGAAUGGUGAAGCAGAAAACCACAGUGACCAAGCUGUGAACUGUAGCGCAGAUCUUCCUGCUGAACUAGACGGCAAGAUCCAGGAAAACGAGGCUGACUCAGAUCACCUGCCAGAUUCCGAGUCGGAUGACGAAAAUCACAAUGACCUGGACCACAAGGAAGGUGAUUCCUUCAGCCCUGUGAUAAAGGAGGAUCACACAGUUUGUGCAGAAAUUGACUCUGAAACAGUGCAGGCAGUGCAGUCCCUCACCCAGGAAAACGAGCAGGAGAACAGUUUCCAGGAUUGUGUGGAAACGCAAGAAGCCUGCAGGAGCUUACAAAGCUAUGCCCAUGCUGACCAAAGUCCUCAGAUGACCACGAUUGAUGACUGUCCGCAGUCAGAUCACAGCAGUCCCAUGUCAUCGAUCCAUUCUCACCCCAGUCAGUCUGUUCGCUCUGUGAACAGCCCAGCCGUUUCCGUUUUGGAGAACAGCUACACACAGAUCAGCCCUGAUCAGAGUGCUAUUUCAGUGCCGUCUUUACAGAACAUGGAAACUAGUCCAAUGAUGGAUGUCCCUUCCGUCUCCGACCAUUCACAGCAGGUUGUAGACAGUGGAUUUAGCGAUCUUGGCAGUAUUGAGAGCACAACAGAAAACUACGAAAACCCUAGCAGCUACGAUUCCACAUUGGGUGGAAGCAUUUGUGGAAAUAACUCGUCCCAGAAUAGCUGCUCGUACAGCAACAUCUCUUCCAGCAGCCUCUCGCAGAGCAGCUGUGCCGUGACGCAGCAGAUGGCCAGCAUUAAUGGUAGCUGCAGCAUGAUUCAAAACAGUAUUAACUCUCCGCAGAACUGCAGCGUCAAAUCCCCCCAGGGGUGUGUGGUCGAGAGACCCCCUAGCAACAGCCAGCAGCAGCUGCCGCCGUGCGGCAUGGCCACCAACUUCGCAUCGCCCAUGCAGCUGGCCGACAUCCCGGAAUCCGGCAACCCGAAUCUCGGGAUAUACGAAAGGAUGAGCCAGGGUGACUACGGAGGCGGGCAUUAUUCGCAGCCAUCGGCGACGUUCAGCCUAGCGAAGCUCCAGCAGUUAACCAACACCCUCAUGGACCAUCCCUUGCCUUACAAUCAUUCGGCUUCGGUCACGUCCUAUGCAAACAGCGUGUCCCUGUCUUCGCCGCUCAGCAGCACGGGCCUGGUGUCUUUAUCCCAGUCUCCUCACCAAGUGCCGGGGGGACCCCAGGCACAGUCCACGAUGACGCCCCCGCCCAACCUGACGCCCCCGCCGAUGAACCUGCCCCCUCCUCUCCUGCAGCGCAACAUGGCGGCCCCCAACAUCGGGAUCCCGCCCUCCCAGAGGCUGCAGACGCAGAUGCCCGGCAAGAGCCACCUCGCGAUGCGGUCGAAGUCGGCCCCGCUGCCCCACCACCAGCAGCAGAUGUACGGGCGGGCUCCGCAGUCCGUGGCCAUGCAGGCGCCCACCAGGACGAUCGCCGUGCCGCGGAUGAACAUGGGCGUGAAUCUCAUGCCUGCCCCCGCUUACAAUGUGAACUCCAUGAACAUGAAUCCCCUCAAUGCAAUGAAUGGCUACCGAAUGACCCAGCCGAUGAUGAACAGCAGCUACCAUGGCAACCACGCGUACAUGAACCAGUCCCCCCAGUACUCUAUGCAGAUGGGAAUGAUGGGAACACAGCCAUACUCCCAGCAGCCCAUGCAGGGCCCGCCGCACAGCAACAUGAUGUACAGCCCGGCGGGCCACCAUGGCUACAUGAAUACGAGCAUGUCCAAGCAGUCUCUGAACGGCCCUUUCAUGAGACGUUAAUCGGGUGGCGUUCCUCGCGAGUUCGAAGUGCAUAUCCCUCUUGUAAUGCACAGCUAUGCCUGGAGCCCCGUUUUCUUUUUUCAAAUUUUGUCCGUUUUAGAAAACCAGCACUUGGUAUGAAUGAAUGCAACCUUUUGUUUUUUUUUUGUUUUUUUUUUGAUGGCCUAAUUCAGAGCUUUGUUCUGGUUUUUGUUUUGUUUUUUUUAAAUGGGAAGCCUUACGUCAUGUCGUAAAAGAAAAUAAAUGAAGAUUUACUUUUGGGAUUUUGCGUUCUUAUCCUUUUAAAUGAGUGCAGCCUGCGAUGCAGAGCUGUAGUGAAGGGAGGCUUCACACUGCAGUGGGGUUGCAGCCUGUAUGUUGGAGCCAUUUAAUGUGCCUCUGCUACAAAUGUAAUGUUUGGAUGUUGGAGCCUUUUAAGUGUACCUGUCCAGCAGUACUGAAGUUUAGUUUAUGUUCCAUACUUAUGCCUUUAUAUAUUUAAAUUAUUGUAAAUUUGUUUUAUUUUUUGUAAGGUGACACUUAGCAUGCUAUGAUGUCUUUGUUAGUGACAGUGCAUUAAGUAGUACUGUACAAGUGUUGUGCUUAAUAGCAAGCCAUUUUCAAAACUUAUGGCCUUGAUUAGGUUUCCCUGCAAGGGGAGGAAGAUUAAACUAUAUUUUUGUUAAUUCUAAUACUGUAAAAAAAUUGUAAACUUAGUCUCGUUUCAGUUGUUCAGUUUGAAAGGUUUUAUUGCUAAUUGUGUAUAAUUGAGUACCUUUUGUAACAAAUUUCCUUGAAGGAGGCAGCUUUUCUGUUUUAUAAUGCAAACUGAUUACUGUCUACAUAAUGAAGCAUAUCUCAGUGUUUGUACCCAUACAAUUCUAAAGCAUUUCCAAGAACAAAGUCCAGAAAUGUGGAGGAAUUAAAAAAUAAAAACGUAAAUUUAGUCCAAAGUUGCUAUUUUAUGAAAAUGCCUUUAAACUUACAUUUUCAUUCCAUCUGUAGAUUUUUUUGUAUCUUUAUAAAAUGUUGGAUUUAUAUUUUACAAAAAAGCGUAGAGCAGUAGCCUGUGAAUAGACCAAACUAAGCUAACAGAUCGCAUGUAAAAAGCAAAAUUGUAUUUGUCUGUUUAUAUUGCUUUUUUGUAGCCUUUGUACCUGUACAGAGUGACUGGUUAGGGAUGAGAGGGGACAUGGAUAUGUGUACAAAAAUAGAAAAGAAUGACAGUCUUGUAUUUAUGAGUUAUCUUUUUAGUCAGUCACUUAAAAAAUGCUGUACAUUUUAGCAUAAAAUAAAUUAUGAUGAGCCAUUAUUGGACUGCC